AUGGGUGGUAGCGUCGUUCAAGAGCUGUUACAGCAGAUACUGUCCCAUCCCAUACUGGCCGUCAGCGCCGUCGCUGUGCUCUACUUGGCAGGCCUCGCGACUUAUCGACUCUUCUUCCACCCACUGUCCAAAUACCCUGGACCGAAGAUCGCCGCCAUCACAGUCUGGUACGAGUUCUACUACGAUGCGAUCCAGCGCGGGAAAUACACAUUCGAGAUCCAGCGCAUGCACGAGAAAUAUGGGCCAGUGGUACGAAUCAGUCCCGAGGAAAUCCAUGUCAAUGAGCCAUCUUUCAUUGAUGAGCUGUACGCUGGAGGUGGCAAGCGAAGGGAUAAAUAUCCCUACUACAGUGGCCAAUUCGGCAUUCCCGACAGCGUCUUUGGGACUCCAGGACAUGACCUUCACCGUCUACGCCGUGGUGCCCUCAAUCGGUUCUUCUCCAAAGCCUCCGUCACCCAGCUCGAACCGAUUGUGCACACUGCCAUAGAGAAGCUCAUCUCUCAAUUGCGAACACAUGCAGGCUCCGGCAAGCCGGUGGCUUUGAACGAUGCCUUCAGCUGCAUGACUACCGAUGUGGUGAUGGAGUAUGCCUUUGCGAAAAGCUACGACUUCCUGGGCUCCCCGUCAUUCCAGCCCAAUUUUCACCGCGCCAUCAUCGCUGGGACGGAUAUGGGACCCUGGUUCAAACAAUUCCCGUGGCUCAUUUUCCUAAUGAACAAGCUACCAGAAUCAAUCGUCACCCGUAUGAAUCCCGAGGCAGCGAUAUAUGUACGCUUCCAAGAGGACAUCCGGCAACAGAUUCGAAAGACACAAGAUCGUCUUGCGACAGAUCAGAUGGAGGAAAUCAAAACCACUGGACCGAGUCGCACCAUUUUCCACGAAUUGCUCACAGGAGACCUCCCAGCGCAGGAAAAGCGACUCGAGAGACUCUGGCAAGAAGGCCAGAUUGUCAUCGGAGCCGGAACAGAGACUACAGCGUGGGGACUGAGCGCAACAAUCUUCUAUCUCCUCGAAAACCCUCUCCUCCUGGCCAAACUACAAUCCGAGCUCGCCGAAGCCAUUCCCGAUCCCACGCAACGAGUCUCCUGGAGCACCCUCGAACAACUCCCCUAUCUCAGCGGCGUCGUCAGCGAAGGUCUCCGCCUCUCUUACGGAGUCAGCACACGCCUCCAACGCAUCAACCCCGUCGGUCCUCUGCGUUGCACCACUCGCGACCUCAAGACGGGACGUGCUGUGCAGUGGGAAUUCCCUGCGGGCACGCCCGUGGGCAUGUCUGCGUCGUUGAUUCAUAUGCAUCCGGAGCUGUUUCCGGAUCCGACGGUGUUUCGGCCGGAACGCUGGUUGGAUGAGAAGACGGGGAAGAAACAUCAUGGUCUUGAUGGGUAUCUUUUGGCGUUUUCGAGGGGUUCGAGACAGUGUAUUGGGAUCAAUCUCGCAUAUGCCGAGCUCUACAUGGCCCUCGGAUUAUUGAUUCGACGCAUGGGCUCCAGUUUGCGAUUGUUCGAAACGACGAAGCGGGACGUGGAAAUGGUAUAUGAUCGAUUUGUGCCGACGCCAGAGGACGGGACCAAGGGGAUCAGGGUAUUAGUGCUGGGGAAUGCGAAAGAAGGAGAAUCAUUCGAAGACCAAACUAGUCUAGCAGCUGGUCCCGAACACAUUCAUACAUACUAUGUGGAAACACAGAAGAAGAGGCGAUUCAGGGCUUGGCUCACCCCUUUGGACUGA
Molecule: messenger RNA, 1725 nt
Organism: Sphaerulina musiva SO2202
Lineage: Eukaryota; Fungi; Ascomycota; Dothideomycetes; Mycosphaerellales; Mycosphaerellaceae
Product: cytochrome P450 oxidoreductase
Exons: 3
Coding region: 1-1725 (574 amino acids)
Molecular function (GO): monooxygenase activity; iron ion binding; heme binding
Source: RefSeq, a predicted model, not a curated record